AGUAUAAUGACCAAAAGUAGAAAGAAGUAUAGGCCAAAAGUUGCAGAUAACAGUGAGAAAAUGAAGAAGAAGAAGAGUUGUAAUGAUCCUCCCUCCAUUGGUCCCUCCUCGAAGAAGAAAUGUAAUCAUCCUCCCUCUAUUGAUCCAUCCUCCAGAGUUGAUCCCACCUCCACCAAUACAGUUGAUCCCACUAUUGAUCCCUCCUUCAUUACAUCAAGUUCAUCUAACCCUAUACCCAAUCCAGCAAGUUCAUCCAACCCCAUAUGA
Ilex paraguariensis (yerba mate) is the source of this 267-nucleotide messenger RNA. The record is from the annotation of a GenBank genome assembly. NCBI's taxonomy places the organism in Eukaryota, Viridiplantae, Streptophyta, Magnoliopsida, Aquifoliales, Aquifoliaceae.